Messenger RNA from Macaca mulatta (Rhesus monkey), 3298 nucleotides. Lineage: Eukaryota; Metazoa; Chordata; Mammalia; Primates; Cercopithecidae. The record is from RefSeq and is a predicted model, not a curated record.
GCCCCGGGCAGGCGGGCGGCGGAGCACCGGGGCUGGGGGCGGGGAUCCGGGGAGAGCGCGCACCCAGACCUCUUCAUUCCUUACGGGCGUCUAGAAAUUCCCCUGACAGUCCUGCAGACUCUGGCUCCCCUAACCCACCUCUACCCUUUCCGCCCUGGACACACCAUCGCAUCUCCUGGAGCCCUCAGAACCCCCUCACUCGCUCAGCAAAUCUGCUAUGCGCACGGACCCAACAUUUCUCUUGGAUGCCCCCAAAUGCUUCCACUGCCCGGAAAUUCCUAGGAUCCCUCAUAUCCGUAUUCUCCUUGCACUAUCCAAAAUGCCCACAUCCAAAAUUCUUGCUCAUGUUUCCCCAAACGUCCUCAUACGUUUUCAGCCCCCACACCCCAUCUAACUCCUGCCCCUGAUCAUACCUAUCCAAGACCAGAGGCCUCUCGCCAUUUCCACUCAAUGCAGUCCUUCCUCAGUGAGCUAUGUGGUCCAUCCUGAUAUCUUAAGGAGAAGAGAUGGUGAUAGGGAAGUGCAACCCCUCCCCCAUCUUGCACCCUAGAGUUCUUGGUGCCCCCACCCUCCCCCCACCCCGUCUGUGGCUCAAGCCCCAGUAUUUUCCCAGCAACCUGUCUUUAGUCCUUGCACACCUCCCUGAGCCUGCUUCUUCCUUCCAGAAAAUAAGCCAGACCAAGGGGAUGGGGUCCUUUUACCUGGAAGUUGUCCAAGGUUGCAGGGUGCAAGGGGCCCUGGGAAGUAUUGUUUCUCCAGAGCAGGAAUGUGGAAUGUCCAGGGGUCUGCAGGGUCCUGGCUUGUUGACGUGUUUACCUUGGGCUCAGAGGCCCUGAAAUUUUGGCUUACUGUUAACAUUUAUGUUGAAAUUAGACCUUUCAGAGCUUGGGGAGCAGAAAAUCUAUCAAGCUUCCAAAUGCGAAAUUGAAGCAGCCUGUCUUGGAAGAGGAACAUGUCAAUUUUAGUGAUGUUUGUCUUACAUUUUUGCCUUACAAGUUAUUUAAGCUAGAAGCUCCCCAGUUUAUAGAUGGUUUCCCCAAAAACUAAGACCUUAGGUGGGAGUUGGGGGGUUGACUUAAGUCUCCCAGAUACUUAGUAGCAACAAAACUGACCGGAAUAUUGGUUUCCUGAAUCUUAAACCAGUGCUCUCUCUACUAUAUCACAGUGUCCUUUUGAGAAAGCUCUUUGUAGAGUUAAAGUUCUCUGCAAAGGUGAGCCCCAGGUGUAUCCCAGAGGGAUCCAGGUGACUUCUCUGCAGACUGUUUGCCAUGACAGCCCAGCAAGGACAGGGGGAAUAAAGUGGGAACCCUUCCCCAUGCCCUUCCCAAUGGCCUGGGUGAGGGCAGGCUGGCUGCUCUGACACCAUGGGGAGCUGCUGCAGCUGCCUGAACAGAGACAGCGUUCCGGACAACCACCCCACCAAGUUCAAGGUGACAAAUGUGGAUGACGAGGGGGUGGAGCUGGGCUCUGGGGUGAUGGAGCUGACGCAGAGUGAGCUGGUGCUGCACCUGCAUCGGCGUGAGGCCGUCCGCUGGCCCUACCUCUGCCUGCGGCGCUAUGGCUAUGACUCCAACCUCUUCUCCUUUGAGAGUGGCCGCCGAUGUCAGACAGGUCAGGGAAUAUUUGCAUUUAAGUGUUCCCGGGCUGAGGAAAUCUUCAAUCUCCUUCAGGAUCUGAUGCAGUGCAACAGCAUCAAUGUGAUGGAAGAACCUGUCAUCAUCACCCGCAAUAGCCACCCCGCUGAGCUUGACCUCCCUCGAGCUCCCCAGCCACCCAAUGCUCUAGGCUACACUGUCUCCAGCUUUUCCAAUGGCUGCCCUGGAGAGGGCCCACGAUUCUCAGCUCCCCGGCGGCUCUCAAUGAGCAGCCUACGGCACCCCUCGCUUGGGGAAGAGUCCACCCAUGCCCUCAUUGCUCCUGAUGAGCAGUCCCACACCUAUGUCAACACACCAGCCAGUGAAGAUGACCACCGCAGGGGCCGCCACUGCCUGCAGCCCCUGCCUGAGGGUCAGGCGCCCUUCCUCUCGCAGGCCCGGGGUCCUGACCAACGGGACCCACAGGUGUUCUUGCAGCCAGGCCAGGUGAAGUUUGUGUUGGGCCCGACCCCUGCUCGGCGGCACAUGGUGAAGUGCCAGGGCCUCUGUCCCAGCCUGCAUGACCCCCCACACCACAAUAAUAACAAUGAGGCCCCUUCCGAGUGCCCAGCCCAGCCCAAGUGCACCUACGAGAACGUCAGUGGGGGGCUGCGGCGAGGGGCCGGCUGGAGACUGAACCCAGAGGAGCCGGGCUGGAAUGGCCUUGCCCACCGCCGGGCCGCCCUGCUGCACUAUGAGAACCUGCCCCCGCUGCCCCCUGUGUGGGAGAGCCAAGCCCAGCAGCUGGGAGGGGAGGCUGGGGAUGAUGGGGACUCAAGGGAUGGGCUCACACCCUCUUCCAAUGGUUUCCCUGAUGGUGAGGAGGACGAGACCCCACUGCAGAAGCCCACCAGCACCCGGGCCGCUAUCCGCAGCCAUGGCAGCUUUCCUGUGCCACUGACCCGCCGCCGCGGCUCCCCAAGGGUCUUCAACUUUGAUUUCCGCCGGCCGGGGCCCGAGCCCCCAAGGCAACUUAACUACAUCCAGGUGGAGCUAAAGGGCUGGGGUGGAGACCGCCCUAAGGGGCCCCAGAACCCCUCGAGCCCCCAAGCCCCCAUGCCCACCACCCACCCUGCCCGAAGCUCAGACUCCUACGCCGUGAUUGACCUCAAAAAGACAGUGGCCAUGUCCAACCUGCAAAGAGCUCUGCCCCGAGACGACGGCACCGCCAGGAAAACCCGGCACAACAGCACCGACCUGCCUCUGUAGGGACGUCCCGGUCCUCACCACCCUCUGCCCCACCGUGAUCCAGCCUCUGCCUCACACUCCUGUCCUCUGAACCUACCCUCCCCAGGGUUCAGGGUUGCUCUGCAGAAGGCAUGGAGGUGGGACCCGAUGCUUCCCUGUGCUGGCUGGAGUCCCCAGAGAUGUCAGCCUCCGAGUCUCCUGGUCUGUCUCCAGGCUGGGGAGAGAAGGGUGACCAGGCGAGGAGGGAGCCGAGACAUCAACUGUGAAGGGUUCCUGUGAUUGCGUUUAGCACCCUCCCGUUCUGUCCGUUUGUCUUGUCUGCUGACUGUCCGUGUGUGUUUUUUUUGGUUGGAAUUUUGAAACAUUUUGUACCUGUUGAUUUUAUUUAUCAGUUUAUUUUUCUAUUUAUUGUUUUAAAUGUAAUUUAACAUAUUUAUUAUUAAUAUAAUUAUUUUUAAAUUCUGGCCCAGUGGAUA